AUGGCGCUCCAGGAAGCAGAACUAUUCGAAGACCAACAUCCCCUGAUUCAAAGCUGUCCUGCCUUAAACGAAAUUCGUCUUGCCCAAGACAUUAAAGACUUGACCAUAGAGGUAACUUCCCUUAGUUACGGCGGACAUUUGUGCGUGUUAGGUCAAGAACGGCGAUGUCCUUUACGUCCAUCGAAUAGUGCUAGCAGCUCGCAUUCCUUCUUUGCGAGCGUCUCUCAGUGGCCACCCCGGGGAGGAGAAUUCGGUCUUAAGAUGGCCGACAGCGCCGCUCAUGUUGGUUCUUUAGGUUUUGCUUACAACUUUUAUAGUCUCGCAAAUGUGCUCGUCCAGUAUGUGUACACUGGCCGGGUGGAGAUGACAGAGAACAACGUGAGGGGCCUGAUUGCGCUUGCAAGAAUGUUGGAACUCCCCGCCCUGGUGAAUUGGGGAGCGACAUUCAUGACUAAGAGGUACGCAAUUUGCCGACCAUUUCUCUCUAACUGCCUGCUCUAAGAGUAAAUUUAGAAAAUUUGCCAGCCACGUGGGACUUUGCCAAGUCUAUGAAUCUCGAAUUACUGGCUGAUACGUGCAUUGGGCUGAUGAAGGAGCAUUUUGAGGAAUUCGUGCCAACUGAACUCUUUGUUCGUUUGCCGGCCGAAACCGUCCUCAGCCUGCUUCGAAGCGAUCACCUGCCCGUGGGAUCUGAGGAGGAGGUUGUUGCGGCGAUUGCUCGCUGGACGGGUGCUGGUGCCUGUGGCCAGGCCGACGAUGAGAGGCUGACAGUACACGCGCCAGCGAUGUUGAAAGAAGUGCAGUGGCACCUAACCGACGUGGAAUGCCGCGAUCGCCUGAUGGAGAAAUAUCCAACAAUCUGGGAAAGCCCCGAAUGCGCGUAAGUGUGUUCUGUUCACCCAAAAUUUUUAAAUAACUAAUGUCUGUAAGUAUAUGCCAUUUCAGUCCUGUUAUUUUUUGCUCACAAAAGACGGCUUCUGGCUCGGAUUGAACGGUGGAUUGGGGCUGCGGACAAGGACAAGCUGGCCCGCCCUUUCAACUUAAGGCCUCGUCUGCGCCCGACGAUCUUCCUCUUCGCAAAGGACAAAGAUGGGCAGGGCAGUUGGUCUGUCCGUCGCACCGAUCAGCACCUGCAGAAGGUAGAACGGGUUGCUGACAUGAAGACGCGCCGCUGGCACGCCACUUACAGCGUCGUGGGCGGUGAGUUGUCGGAGAGUUCUGCGUCACCUCUUGGGCGCAUUUUGUCUCUUUGGAUGUUUUUGCUUGUUGAAGUCAAGCGCCUCUGUGUGCGACAGCAUUUGGUGUUUUGUAGGAAGUAAAUUAAGCAAAUAAAUCAGGCUCUUGGGGAUUGUUUGUAAGUGACGGACGUUUUCUGUAUUUCUUCUUCCGAAAGAGAGCAUUUUCGUUGUCGGUGGAGGAUUGAAUGGCUCAGGGUCAGUCGAUGUUGACGAGUUUCUGGUGAGAGAAGGACGCUGGCGCAAACGGGCGCCCCUCGCUGUUCGACGCCAGGAGCACGCCGCCGCCGUCUUGAAGGUUCACGCCGUCGACGGAGAGGAGACGCUGAUCGGCAUUUUUGGUGGAGCCUUCAAGGAAGGGGACAGUUGGACAUACCUCGCCUCCUGUGAAGUCUAUGACGUCAGUCAGGACAGGUGAGAAGGCGCUGGUUGUGGCGCAUCUGUUUUUGCAAAAAAAAUACUUCUCUCCUUCUACUCACUUCCCACCCCGCCUGGCCUGAACAGAUGGCAUAAAUUGCCCGAUCUGCCGGAGAAGAGGUCCGGUCCAGCUGCUGCCUGCCUGCCCGGCGACAGUCGGAUUUUCGUGUUUGGCGGCCUGACUGGCUCCUCCCGUCUUUCUUCCGUGGUCUUCUGCAAUCUGCGGGCGAAUUGGCGGGAGGAGGCAGUUUCAGCGCGCACCGCUGACUUUUGGCAGCCAGCUGCCGCCAUGAGAACUGCACGAUGCGGGCUCGCAGCGACGCCCUUUCGGGGAGCAAUCCUGGUCGCCGGUGGACGGGAUGGUAAAAGGAAUCUCAACAUGGUGGAGAUGUUCUCACUGCCAAACACUGGGAGCCCCCUCGGUCAGUGGACAGAGCUGGCCGAGAUGAAGCAGCCUCGCCGGUACUUCACUCUUCUCACCUCCGCCAAUGCCGUCUUUGCUCUUGGUAAGCCAAGACACAAUAAAAUAAUUUUCUUUCUUUCCUUCUCUCUCUCUCUCUCAUGCCAUUCGUUUGUCUCAUCCGCAUACCCAAUUUUACAAGGCACAAGAGCGUUAAGUCAGCUGACAUGCCGUUAGAGGUUUUUCAUGCGCGGUGCACCAUUACAGCCAGAAUUGGUCGCCUUGCUGUUCAUACUGCCUAACCUCCUUUUUUUAAAAUAUAUUUUCUCUCUUGUUUCUCUUUUCCUCAAGUGAAACUUCACUAUAAUUAUGCAAAAUUUGUAGGCAACCUGGACGAACCGCGUAACACGGUAGAGACUCUCACGGCACCAGGAGGUUCAGCUGACUUUGACAAUGACUUGACAUCUUGGGUCUGGUCGUCCAAAAGCCCAGUGGAGACACUUUACCGGAUUGACGGCGCUGCAGGCGUCUGCAUGUAAAAUUCUGCGCUUAUUUUUUGUUCCAUGUUAACUUGGAGUGCCUUCCAGUGCAUUGACAUUAAAAAUAAAUGGCAUGUAAAUAAAUCAGCCUUGAAAUUUUUUUUUCUAAACGUCGGAAGGAUGCGAGUAGUGUCCAGCGUGUGAGACGUCUACGUAUACUGGUUACUUAUUUCGAGGCAGGUGCUUCCCAGUGCAAAUGGUGUAAACGGGCUUUUCUCGAAUGUUUGUAGUGUUAGUAUGUGCUCCUGCAUCUACUCCCUGCUUCCUCGUUCUAAAACACUUUACUAUUAAUUAUAAGUGGACUUGCCACUGCAAAAUGACCGAGAUACAUUUGCCACUUUCUUGACCUGUUAUUUGAGAUGAGAUAGUCUUUCACCUGUACAGGACUUAAACUAGCUAAUACCUCAUUAAGAGUCCACCGGGGAAGUAUCCGCAAAGCGUUACGUGUAGAAAAUCUGUGCUCUACGAAAUAACGAUAAUAUGACCUGAGAAUGCAGAUUUGGUUUGGACCGCCCGCAGGCAAGUCGACCAAGUGGUAUUCUGUUAACAUGCGGGUUCACUUACUUUGUAGCCUCCUGUGGAAUUGCAGACGGAACCUCAUCUUUGAGAUGGUGAUGCAGUGAUCCGUAGGACAUGUUAGGUGUCUGAUCGUGAAUGAACCUGAACCUCUCAGGUUUACCCACGCCGGUUGACAAAUGGGUGUUUUGAAUGCUGUACCCUUUGUGUCUUCGUCACAUAUCUACAACUGUCUAUGCUGAUGGCUCCGAGGGAGAAUCCGAGACGUCAAACCAGAAAGCCUGCAGUAGUAGUAGUAGUACUAUUAAUAGUAGAAGUAGUAAGUAGUAGUAGUAGUAUAAAUGGUAGUAGUAGCUGUAGUAGUAGAAGUAGUAGUGGUAGAAGUAGUAGUAUUAAUGGUGGUGGUGAUAGUAGUAGUAGUAGUAGUAGUAGUAGUAGUAGUAGUAGUAGUAGUAGUAGUAGUAGUAGUAGUAGUAGUAGUAAUAGAAGUAGUAGUAGUACUAGUAGGAUUGGAGACCCAUUUGUUUUUAGCAAUGAAGACAUGAGUAAAACGACCUUACUGUCUGACCACACCGGAACCUAUCAUCAAUUUAUUGGAAAGCGCUUAAAGACUAUACUGAAUAUGCGCUGAGCCAGACCACAGACUACAGCAGAACAACUUAAUGCAAUAUUUGUGAAGCAUUUCGUCCCUGCAAUUGACCCUAUUACCUGUUACUGUCUAUUAUGACAAUAUCCUGCAUUCACACUUAGAAUAUAAUCAUGUGAGUCGAUUCUAUCUGCCUGAAUAAGCCGCGCAGUUGUAUGCACCACGCAUGUGUGUCUGACGGACAGACCCCUAUCGGCAGCUCACUUGGAUUCUGUAGGCCCUGGACCAUGAGAUGCCUGCACGCCUGGCGAGAUAAAAUCGAUCGCUCUCAACACGAAGCGUGAUAUCGAUCGCAGCACGUGCACGCAGCUUUUCUCGGUUGGCCUAGCAUUUUGAUAAGCUUGAAUAUUGUCAAACUGAGGGGAUUUCAGCGGCGUGCGAGAUCGAUGCGUGUGUGCAUCGUCGAACAAUAACAAGGCGCUCAAGAUCAGAACAGUGCUCCGCAUCUCAUUCGAUCUGACGAAAUUACCGUAAAAUAUAAAAUACGCGUAGUGGAAAAAUUUUUGCGGAUUUUUGUACCAAAAUUAUCUUCCGUAGUCCCUUAGGAUAGUGCUGAGAGACUUAUCUCAACUAGCGCAUUAAUUUUGGAGAAAAUUUAUCUAGAGGAGAAGAAUAGAGAAGAUUUAGAAGCAGUGGACAUAGAUGCAUAGAUGAAGCAGAGGUGACGCAGUAAUAUUCUUUCCUACCGCAUCGACCGUCUCAAUAAGGUAAACAUUUUAACUAGGAGAGAUCAAAAGUAGAGGCUUAUAUUAGUCGUGAGUCUGUAAUGCCUAUAUUUAAAAUAUUUUCGUUAAAUUUAAAUGCGUUCGCCUAUCUGCUGAAUGCAUCGUUCGACCUUAAAAUGAAAUGGCUAACUAAAACACAUCUUCUCUUUCAGAGUGAACUUCCAUUUCACAAGUGCUGUUUACUCAAACGUUUGGCUCUGUCACACAUAUCAGCAAAUUGCAUUACACACACAUUUUUUUACAAUGAUCUAACAUCACAGAUCUAGACCCAAUGUACAAAAGCGGACCGGAAUUGUCCACUAGCGCAGUCUGGCCCAGCUGCUGCCUGCCUGCCCGGCGACAGUCAGGAUUUCGUUUUUGGCGGUGGCAAUGGCUCCUCCGCGCUGGCUUACGUGUUCUUCUGCAAUCUGCGCGCAGACUGGCGGGAGGAGGCAGUUUCGGCGCGCACCGCCGACCUUUGGCAGCCAGCUGCCGCCAUGAGAACUGCACGAUCCGACCUCGCAGCAACGCCCUUUCGGGGAGCAGUCUUAGUUGCCGGUGGACGGGAUGGUGAAAGGACUGUAAACGUGGUGGAAAUGUUCUCACUGCCAGACGCCGGGAGCCCCCUCAGCCAGUGGACAGAGCUGGCCAACAUGAAGCAGCCUCGCCGGUACUUCACUCUUCUCACCUCCGCGAACGCUGUCUUUGCUCUUGGUAAUGCAACACACAAAUUAAAUGAAUUCCUUCUUUCCUUCUCUCUCUCUCUCUCUCUCUCUCUCUCUCUCAUGCCAUUCGUUUGCCUUAUCCACGUACCCAAUUUUACAAGGCACGAGAGCAUUAAAUCACUUGACAUGCCGUUGGAGGAUUUUCAUGCGCUGUGCACCAUUACAGCCAGAAGUGGUCGCCUUUCUGUGCAUAUUGCCUAACCUCCCUUUUUAAAUAUCUUUUCUCUCGUGUUUCAUUUUUCCUCCAGUGAAACUUCAUUAUAGUUAUGCAAAAUUUGUAGGCAAUCAGGAGGAACCGUUUAACACGGUGGAGACUCUCACGGCACCAGGAGGUUUAGCCGACUUGGAAAAUGACUUGACAUCUUGGGUCUGGUCGCCUAAUAGCCCAUUGGAGACACUUGACCGGAUUGACGGCGCUGCAAGCGUCUGCAUGUAA
Spirometra erinaceieuropaei is the source of this 5618-nucleotide messenger RNA. Lineage: Eukaryota; Metazoa; Platyhelminthes; Cestoda; Diphyllobothriidea; Diphyllobothriidae. The record is from the annotation of a GenBank genome assembly.